Molecule: messenger RNA, 1029 nt
Organism: Laetiporus sulphureus 93-53
Lineage: Eukaryota; Fungi; Basidiomycota; Agaricomycetes; Polyporales; Laetiporaceae
Exons: 4
Coding region: 1-1029 (342 amino acids)
Source: RefSeq, a predicted model, not a curated record
AUGUGCCUCGUGCUAUCGCAGCUCCUUAUCGAAUCUAUGUCAAUCACCAAUAUCUUCAAGUUGCUUUGUUUUAGAGCCGGCACUUCGCAGGCGGGUGCCAUGCACACGGCCGGGAUCCGUGGCCCGCGUCUUCUUCGAAUGAUUUGGGGGAGGGACUAUCAUUAUUCAAGGAGGUAUCCCCCUGCUUCGACGAGCCAACUUUGCGCUAUUCGUAUCAUUGCGGUCCGGAACGGUGGGAGCGCUCUGAAUGGGCGGGAUCCUGAACACAGUUCUGACAUAGCGUGCACUACAUUGGGAAUGGCAAAACAACACCGACCGCGGGGCGGCAUCCGAGCCCUCGUGGCCUUCCAGACGUCCCGCUGCUUCACUUCCGGGCUCAGUAGAAGGGGGGCGGCAGCGAAGGGGGUUGCUUUGCUUGCAUUGCGGGCCCUGAUCGUCGAGCCUGUAAUCCUCAUCCGCCGUUGGCCUCGCUUUUCCCGCCACAUUGGCGGAUUGAGCGCAAUCACUGCUCGGAUCACGAACUUUUGUACAUCGUGGGUGGUUGUUCCUUGCGGCAUUCCGUCAAGCGCAGUAUCUGCUGUAAGCCUGCAGUCAGACUGGAGGUACUUCCACGCUGUUAUGGCGAGAACGGAUGAGCCUGGCGUACCGGAACAUCGCAACGGGUGGACUAGACAGUCAGGAAUUGAUGCGAAGGAACCCUCUGAUCGUCCUAGUCUCCGUUCACUUGAGGCCGAUGGGCCGCAGGUCCAGCAACGUUCGUGGCUUCUGAGCCUCUGGCGAGGUCUCCGUGCUGGGCAUCUACCAACUGGAAGGCGGGCGCGCUCCACUCCGAUCAGCCCCACCCGUUGGUCGGAUAUCGAGGCGUACACGCUAUCAGCAUUCUUUUCGGACGAGCUCACUCGUUGUGCGGACCAUCGGCUGGGAGCCAGUGGGGUGCAGUAUCUGGCAGCAUGGGCUUAUACAAGCAGUCACGCUGCGAUAUGCCUCACCUUCUUGCUGCACGGAUCUCGUCCGGUGAUGGAGGGGUGA